Molecule: messenger RNA, 585 nt
Organism: Heterobasidion irregulare TC 32-1
Lineage: Eukaryota; Fungi; Basidiomycota; Agaricomycetes; Russulales; Bondarzewiaceae
Exons: 1
Coding region: 1-585 (194 amino acids)
Source: RefSeq, a predicted model, not a curated record
AUGCAGGCCGCGCUGGGCGAUAGCAAGCGAGCAAGCAGGGUAGGAGGGCGGGAGGGCGGGAAGGAGGGAAUCACGCGUCACGGGACAAGGCUCGUUGAGCGAGACGCGUCGAGCUGUUUACGCGUGUGUACGCGUACUGACAACCGCCCCGCCCAGCUCUCCUCGGAGGCCCUCGAAGACGGAAGAUCCGCCCGGCUCUCACGUCCUCGCACCUUCCCUUCGCGAAGUGACGCUCGAAAGCUCGAAGCGUUCCUAUACUCGUACAGUACUGCGCGAAGCUCGAAGAGCGCUCGUUCUCCGUCUAUCGAUACGUGUACAGUAGCAAAUACAACUAUAGUAGUAGUGGCGGCGGCGGCGGCGGCGGCGGCGGCACCAGCUGAGCUCAGGGCAGGGCAGCCCCGACCUGAGCUAACCCUCCAAACUCUAAGUCCCUCGUCUUUGUGUCGAAUCCAUCACUCGAUUCGACCAGACCCGCCCGGCGCCGCCAUCCGCCGACGAGCGCGCCCGAUCCACUCUUUUUCGUCCGUCCAGCCAGCCAGCCGACCGACCUCUCUCUACCCCGACCGACGACCGACGCCCCGCUAG